CUCCACUAGGGAGCUGUGGAUCCUUUGGAGCCAAGGACUCGAACAGACAUGCGAGACCUCUACCAACUGAAGGUUUCGUGAGCACACUCCUUUGCCAGGAUCUUGGUGAAUAGUCUUUCACUGUGCAGUUGUAUCUUAGAAAUUGUUUUACAUUUGAUCAUGAUUGUGCUUGGCUGGAUGUUUUUUGUUGGACUUGCAUGUUACAUGGGCACGUUUCCAGAGUCGAUGCCUCCAACUCUGAAGUGGCAGGAGAGGUGGCCUGUUCAGGAGAGCAAGACACAACUGAGGAGGCAGGCUUUAGAUGAAGAUCUGCCGCAGAACCAUGUGGAAGGGAUAUAAAUAUCCCCCAGGAGGGACCCCAGUGGAAGUAAGCAAGGAUGAUCCUGGUGAAGUAAUGCAGCUCUGAAGCUCACCUGACCAGCUGUACAGUUCCUGUUGUUGGUUUCGCAUAAAGUAAUUGCACAUUA
Messenger RNA from Macaca mulatta (Rhesus monkey), 467 nucleotides. RefSeq names its product mitochondrial sheath formation associated (gene MISFA). The record is from RefSeq and is a predicted model, not a curated record. NCBI's taxonomy places the organism in Eukaryota, Metazoa, Chordata, Mammalia, Primates, Cercopithecidae.